Molecule: messenger RNA, 1428 nt
Organism: Angiostrongylus costaricensis
Lineage: Eukaryota; Metazoa; Nematoda; Chromadorea; Rhabditida; Metastrongylidae
Source: the annotation of a GenBank genome assembly
AUGUUGGAUACCAGUACUCUUACAUCAGAGGUUUCCUGUUCGAAUCCGGUCAUUGCGUCACCAACCGAAGAAACAUCCACGAAGAGAAAGGUCACUCAUUCACAGGAGCAUGGAUUUUCAGAUCAAGUACGAAUACCGAAUGUGAUUGUGAUGGUCGGGCUACCGGCCCGCGGAAAGACGUACAUAUCGAAAAAACUAUGUCGUUAUCUCAACUGGAUAGGAAUAAAAACAAAAGUGUUCAACGUCGGUGAGUAUCGUCGAACGGAAGCGAAUGCUUGUGAUGCGGUGCAUGGAGCGAAUGCCUCAUUCUUCUCACCAAACAAUGCGGCUGCUCUCAAAGUGCGAACAGACUCAGCUCGUCGAGCAAUGAAUGAUAUGGCGGAUUGUUUAAAAUCCGGUGCUUGUAAUGUCGCUAUAUUUGACGCAACAAAUACAACGAGGCAACGACGGGAAACUCUCAACGAGUUCUGCGAGAAAAACUGGUUGCGUUGUUUCUUUAUUGAGUCGGUUUGUGAUGAUGAACGAAUCAUCGACAGUAAUAUCACCGAUGUAAAGGUUAACUCUCCAGAUUACAAGGGUCUGAUGUCUGCUGAGCAAGCAAAAGAAGAUUUCUUAAAGCGUAUUGAAAACUACAAACAGCAGUAUGAGCCGUUGGACGAAGUGGAAGAUCACAAACUCAGUUUUAUUAAGGUGAUAAAUGCCGGUCGGUCGUUUUACGUACACAACGUUCAAGGUCAUGUUCAAAGCCGUGUUGUUUAUUUCUUGAUGAAUAUCCAUCUUCUACCACGCAGUAUUUACCUAACAAGACACGGAGAGAGCGAAUAUAAUGCUAUGGGCCGUAUUGGUGGUGAUUCCCCAUUAACACCAGGUGGAGAAUUAUAUGCCAAAGCUCUUAGUGAGUUUUUCGAGAAGGAGAAAAUCUCUGAUCUUCGAAUUUGGUGCUCUCAGAAGGUCCGUGCAGCACAAACGGCUCAGAGACUAAAUCCUGCUUUCCACACCGAAUACUGGAAAGCAUUAGAUGAAAUGGACGCUGGAAUUUGCGAAGGGCUCACUUAUGAGGACAUUCUACAGCGGUAUCCGAAACAAGCUGAGGAUCGUUUGAGGAAUAAGUAUCACUAUCGUUAUCCAUCAGGGGAGUCAUACGAAGACGUUGUCUCGCGACUAGAACCAGUUAUCAUGGAACUCGAAAGACAAGCGAAUGUAUUGGUUGUCUCCCAUCAAGCUGUUCUUCGUUGUAUUCUUGCGUAUUUCUACGAUAGAUCGUUGGACGACCUACCAUACAUCGAUAUUGGACUUCACUCAUUAGUAAAGCUCACUCCAAGGGCAUAUCAUUGCGAUUCGACGUUGUAUCGUUUUGAUGUCGAGGAAGGAAAGUGGACUUCCAGUAUUCAACAACUGCCGCUGUGCAGAAGUCCUAGGGAUAGCUGA